Drosophila guanche is the source of this 3275-nucleotide messenger RNA. Its product is annotated as nardilysin. Gene Ontology annotation, biological process: proteolysis. The record is from RefSeq and is a predicted model, not a curated record. Gene Ontology annotation, molecular function: metalloendopeptidase activity; metal ion binding. The transcript has a single exon. The coding region runs from base 32 to 3274 and encodes 1080 amino acids. NCBI's taxonomy places the organism in Eukaryota, Metazoa, Arthropoda, Insecta, Diptera, Drosophilidae.
UAGUAUAUAGCACAACAAAGUUACCUACUACAUGAAACUAAAAAUGUGCCUGGAGCCGUUCAUUGGGGUCAGAAACACUCAAAGAAAAAUGUUCAGGAGGCUAUGUCGAACAUUUGAAACCACUGUUCAAUAUCAUGAACCACCCGAUAAAUCCGAUUGCGACAAGAAACUCUACAGAGCCCUAAGUCUAUCGAAUGGAUUGCGAGCCAUGCUGAUAUCGGAUUCAACGAAUAAAAUAGAACAUACACCAGAAGUUCUCCACCCUCUACCUACUCGGAUCGCCAGUAGUAGUGAGAGUUCCAAUCCGUCUUUAGAGCAUUUUCAAGGAAAUUUGGCUGCCUGUGCGGUACUUGUGAACGUUGGAUCCUUUAGCGAACCGCGGCAAUAUCAGGGAAUGGCACAUUUUCUAGAGCAUAUGAUAUUUAUGGGUUCCAAGAAGUAUCCCAUGGAAAACGAAUUUGACGCAUUUAUAACGAAAAGCGGGGGUUUUAGUAACGCCCAUACAGAUAACGAAGAAACGUGCUUUUACUUUGAGGUGGAAGAAGUCCAUUUAGAUAAAGCUAUGGAUAUGUUCAUGAAUUUAAUAAAAGCCCCGCUUUUUCUUCCCGAUGCCAUAGUCCGAGAACGUUUUGCCGUCCAAUCAGAGUUCGAAGAGGCAUCUAUGCGGGAUGAAGUCCGGCGUGAUCAGAUAUUAGCAAGUUUAGCUAGUGAAAAUUACCCCCAUGGUACUUUCAGUUGGGGAAAUCUUAAAUCUCUUAAAGAUCAGGUAGAUGACAAACUGCUACACGAGGCGCUUCAUGAAUUUCGACGAAAGCAUUAUGGGUCAAAUCGUAUGAUUGUCUGUAUUGAAUCGCAGCAAUCGUUGGAUGAAAUAGAAGACCUACUAGUUCGUCAUUGUGCAGACAUACCCAACAGUGAGGAAAAUGCAAAAAAUAUGGAUAGUUUGAGUUAUCAGAAAGCAUUUAAUGAUACUUUUUUCGGCGACGUAUUUCUUGUGUAUCCUGUAAAAGAUGUUUGCAAAUUGGAGUUGACAUGGGUUCUUCCCCCAAUGCGGAAUUAUUAUCGAUGUAAGCCAGAGGCUUUUUUCUCGCAACUAAUUGAAUAUGAAGGUGUGGGAAGCCUAUGCUCUUAUUUACGACAACGUCUGUGGAGCAUGAGCGUCAUGGCGAGUACUGGAGGAGAUAGUUUCGAAUCAAACUCCAUCUACUCGAUGUUCAAAAUAUGCAUAUACCUUACAGACGAUGGGUUCGAGCACAUAGAUGAGGUAUUGGAAGUUACUUUUGCAUGGAUUAAAUUGUUAAUUGAGAGCGACGAAGGUCGAGAGGUUAUGUAUAAAGAGUUUAGACAGAUUGCAGAAAAUAGUUUUCGAUUUCAAAUCCAGCUACCUUCGAUGGAAAAUGUACAAAAUGUGGUGGAGAGCAUUGGUUAUCUACCUCCAAAAGAUGUCCUUACAGGAUCUCAGCUGUAUUUUGAAUAUGAUGCAGAUGCUCUACGGAUACUAAAAGAGCACCUCAGUGCAUUCCAUGUUAAUAUAAUGAUCUCUUCGCACAUUCCAUAUUUAAAUCAAAACUACAAUCAGACGGAGAAAUGGUUUGGUACGCAGUACACAACGAUUCCUAUACCAUUAAAAUGGAUAGCCAUGUGGCAUGAUCCACCGUCAUUUAAAGAAUUGAAAUUUCCACAAUCGAAUCCGUUCAUAACCACGGACUUCACACUGCACUGGCAAAAAGAAGGUAUGCUACAUAUACCACGACGUCCCAAGGUCCUCAAAAGAAAUGAUCUUUGUGAGUUGUGGUUUCGACAAGAUGAUACAUUCCUACUGCCUGAUGGCUAUAUAAAUAUAUAUUUUAUCACUCCUUUGGUUCGUGAAAGCGCACGUAAUUAUAUGCUUGGCGUGCUCUUUACCUACUUGGUAGAAUUUAACAUCGCCGAGCAAUUAUAUCCAGCUUUAGAAGCCGGAUUAACAUAUGGACUGUAUAUGGGUGAUAAGGGAUUGAUUCUGCGUGUGAGUGGUUACAACCAAAAACUACCUCUUUUGGUAGAAUCAAUCAUGAAGGUAAUGUGCACUAUAACAAUAGAUCCAGCGCAAGUGAUUUCUUUUAAAGCCCUCAAGAAGCGCCAAAUUUUUAAUGCGCUCAUUAGUGGACAGAUUUUAAAUCAUGAUUUACGUUUAAUGGUUUUGGAGAAUAAACGAUUUAGUAUGCUACAGAAAUAUGAAUCUAUCGAUAAAUUAAACGUGGAUGACGUCAGACACUUCAAGGAUAAUUUUCACAAGAAAAUGUACAUACAGGCACUCGUACAGGGAAAUUUUACUCAAAAACAAGCAAGUGAGGUAAUGCAAAAAGUAAUUUCCACUUACAAUAGCCAAAAAUUGGAUAAUCCAUCCUCAUUGGACAAUAGCUUAGUUCAGCUUCCACUUGGAUCGUAUUAUUUGCGUGCGAAAAAUUUAAACCAGGAAGAUACUAAUACAAUCGUAUCAAACUACUAUCAAAUUGGACCUAGCGAACUAAAAUUAGAGUGUAUGAUGGAUCUGGUAAAAUUAAUUGUGGAAGAGCCCUUUUUUAAACAGCUGCGUACUCAAGAACAGUUGGGCUACAGCCUGAGUAUGUAUCAAUGUGUUGGCUACGGCGUGCUGGCCUUUGUUUUUGCAAUCAAUACUCAGGAAACAAAGCAUUCAGCUGAUUAUGUGGAGCGACGUUUGGAGGCAUUUAGGUCUUGCAUACCGGAUCUUGUGUCCCAGCUUAGUGAAAUCGAGUUCAAUGAUGUGCGCGAAACGCUUAUUAGUAGCAAGAGGGUGGGCGAUACUAGCCUAGUCGAAGAAGUUAUGCGGAAUUGGAUCGAAAUCGUUACCACUGAGUACUUCUUUAAUCGCAUGGAAAUUGAAAUAAGGACGCUAAAUGGUAUCUCUAAGCAGAACGUUCUGGAUUUCUUAUUGGACUAUGAAAACAAUGACUUUCGAAAGCUUUCAGUCCAGGUCGUUGGUCAAUGUAAUCUACCAGCUCGGUCUCCAACACUGUCCAUUUCGGAUGCUAGGCAGAGGUCAGGAACAGGAUUCGGUAUACGACCCGGUUCUUUGGCUAAACUAUUGGAUGAAGUACAGCGCAACAUUUCCGAUGAACAGCUCUUGUUUGAACAGAUGGGCAAUAAUAUUAAAAUAGAACUUAUGGGACAUGUCGAUGAUCCAACAAACAUAGUGGAUAUUUCGGCUUUUAAAAAUACGUUAAAUGUUUACCCCUUAUUUAUCAAAAAUCCGAAAUCAGCUAGAAAGUCGUAAA